Messenger RNA from Pyrus x bretschneideri (Chinese white pear), 1491 nucleotides. RefSeq names its product rRNA-processing protein EFG1. The transcript has 8 exons. The coding region runs from base 102 to 1157 and encodes 351 amino acids. Gene Ontology annotation, cellular component: preribosome, small subunit precursor; nucleolus. NCBI's taxonomy places the organism in Eukaryota, Viridiplantae, Streptophyta, Magnoliopsida, Rosales, Rosaceae. Gene Ontology annotation, biological process: maturation of SSU-rRNA from tricistronic rRNA transcript (SSU-rRNA, 5.8S rRNA, LSU-rRNA). The record is from RefSeq and is a predicted model, not a curated record.
AAGAAAGGAAAAAAGAGAAAACUCAACAAAACAAAUUGCUCUUGGAAAGCGCUCGCUGUCAUCUGUCCGUGCCCUCGUCGAUUAUUUGGAGAGGUAAAGCCAUGGCUCACGGUGGCUACAGCAAGCGGCGGGUGAACCCCGCCGGACGUCGGUCCAAGUCGGCCUUGGGCCCGGAGAAGAAGCCCAAGUCGGUCACCCUCAAAAACCAGAUACGCUCCAUCGAGCGCAUGCUCCGUAAGAAUUUACCAGCUGAAGUUAGGGAGGCUCAGGAAAAGAAGUUGGAAGGGUUCAAGAAACAGCAGGAGAUUCACUCCCGUCUCGCUGUGGAACGCAAAAUAUUUAUGCGUGACAGGAAGAUCAAGUUUUUUGAGAGAAGAAAGAUAGAGAGAAGAUUAAGACGUCUGGAGAAACUUCAACGUGCUUCUUCUGGUCAGGCACAAGAUGCAGAGAUUUUGUUGCAACUUUCCAAAUUGAAAGAAGAUCUUGAAUAUGUUAGGUUCUUUCCCAAGACCGAAAAAUAUGUCUCGUUGUUUACUGGAGGUGAAGAUACAGAUGUGAUUGAUAAGAGAAAUAAGUUGCGUAAGCAGAUUAAGGCCAAUAUAGUUGCUGCAGCAGCUAGCGGAAAGGAUUUGGAAGAAACAGGGAGUGAGGACGACGGGCUUCUGGAUAUGAGCGAAGAUGAUUUCUUCCUAAAUGGGAGUUCUAGUGAUGAAGCAGAUGCAGACGAUGAAUGGACAGAUAAGAGUGCAAAGGAACAGGCUUCCAGUGCUUCUGGAAAAGCAACCUCUGGCAUGUCCAGUGAUGAGAGAAAUCAGCGACAGAUUUCUGCUAGAGCUUUGAUGCCUCCACCCCGGCCAUCCAGCAAUUCUCGCUCAAGUUCAGUUCAUGCUCAGUCAAGGUUUGGUCCUUCAUCGAGCAAAAAUUCCUCAAAAAAGCCUGCUGAAAUGACCACAUCGAGCAAUACAUCAAAUAGCAGAAGUGGAACUUCCUUCAAUACAUCAAAUAGCAAUACAUCAAGUAGCAGAAGUGAAACUUCCUUCAAAGAUAGGGGAUCCUCUAAUUCAACUGCUGGUCAAAGUAGCAAUUUGAGCUCCAACUCUGAUGCUCAUAAGCCCCGUAGAAAGAGGAGGCCAAAGAAGAAAAAGCAGCAGGGAUGAGGGGAAGUUGCUUGGUGCGGAUGCGGACCUUUGCUUUUAAGGAUUUGAUGGCUUUGAGUUGUUACGCGAAAUUCUUACUGCUCAGUCUCGACAAUGAAGUGUGUAUUUUCUUUUUGUAUCGGUCUUUGGUUGGAAACCGGUGCUUACUGCUCAGUGUAACGAUCAGUCAUAACUCCAUGCCUACUCACUCCGAGUUGGGCUCGAUUUAUCUUGAGAAUGUUUCUGUUGCAACUGUACAAACUUCCGAUCUAGUGAGAAUCACAAAAUCCUUGGAUGGAUAUACUUUGUACUGGAUUUGCUUGCGGAAGAUAUGAAGCUUCAAUAAUUUUAUGGA